GGUGUCGACAUAUUCUGUCCGGAGUGACAGAAUUUGUUCGUUCGAUUGACGAAAUUUGCUCUGCUAUAUGUGGACGAGAGAAUUUGGCAGUUCCUUUCCGACGAGCACAUCGAUAGAAUACGAGCAUUCCUGCCGCCGUCGAGCCUGUUCGCUUCCGUGCGCAGGCGGUGGAACCUGAGAGGGAGGCUCGGAGGCGGAGACGGUAUCUGAUGGGAUAAUGUGGAUGAAGCGCACAGACUUGGUAUAAAGAGCUGCCAUGGGGGAAUUCGAGUCACAAUCCGACGCCUGGGAAGCUAGGAAGUCCGAUUGCGAUUCUAUGCCGCCCCCGGUUCCGAUUCCGAGUCGAAGGGUGGCGAGACUCAGUCCAUCGCUGAAACGAGAAAAACUGACAGCGCUCCCUCGUCGAUCUGAACAGGAACGGAGGUUAAGGCCAAGUACGAGGGCGUCAUGGCGCGUCUCAAAUCCCGCUUGGAAUUGUCUCUUUACGGCAAGAGAUUUUUCCAGCGAAUGCAGGUGGCGCUGCGAAGUGGAUGGGCGUGCUUGUUUGCAGGAUGCGUCGUGCAAUUCGGCUCGCCCAUGAACCACUGGCUGGCCAUUCCCUUCUUCUCUCUAGUCAUCUGCCUGAAUAUCAUCGACUCGAGCAUUGGCGCAGUUCUGCGAACUUCUGUCAGUGUCGUGGUCGGGAUGCUGGAAGCCAUGACGGCCGGGACUCUCCUUUAUUUGAUUCUCGGGACCGACAUGUCGCUGGUGUUGACCAUUUUUUGCGUCUUCGUCUGCAGCUUCUGCGUAGCUUAUCCGACGAGGCUGGUCGGUCAAGAGAUGGCCAGAAAAAGUGUCGCUUGCGCUCAUAGGAAUAAUUUUCACGGGCGCAUACAAUGGAAUGAACGACGGGAGCCUUUUAUUUCUCGUCCGACUGAUGUGCACGACUGAUGUUUGGAGUCUUUUGCGCCCUUCUCGCGGUUUGCAUUCCAGUUCCCGGGCUAGCCUUUUGGGAGGUGCGGGACAGCGCUAAGUCCACUGUGAAGGGAGCCUCGAAACUCUACAGGACGUUGACGGAGGCAUUUUGCGCCAAGGAAGUGAGCAAGAUGUCGUCAAUUUUUCUGCACGCUAAAUUCCUGGCGAAAACAGCUGCAAUCAGUCUGGAGGAUCAUAAUAAUAAAUUGGGCGAUGCCUACUGGGAGUUGCGAGGGCUGAACAUAAUCCCAUCACUGAAGCGGAUGACCGAGGGGCUGAAUGUGCUCAAACUGCACAUGAUGGGCAUGUGCAUGGCCCUGCAGUCAGGACUGAUUUUGCAGUACAUGCCCGGGACGAUGGUUGUGAUUCUGAAGGACAACUUGAAACGCCUCGUAGAUCGCAGCAAGCAGAUGCUUGAUCUCACAGUGAGGUUGAAGAAGUCCAAGUCGGCACUGAUCCUCAAAGAAUCGCUGCUGGAAUUGGCUAAGAAAGAUCUGAACUCUUUUGACCAUACCCUGAAGGAAGCUAGAGAGAAGAGUUACUACAUCAAGCUCAAAGACGAGGAUGAAAGCCUCCACAAGAUCAUCACCAACGCCAAUCCAGAGGAGCAAAUCACUGCUGCCGACAAGGGAGUGAAAAACCUCUUCCAAAGCAUGGUGCCCACUUACUUUUUCCUCUUCAACCUCAGACUCUACUACACGGAGACGAUGCAGAUGCUCGACUGCGGAGAGGUGGCCGACCCCAUCCAAGACAUCGGCAACACAAGCUUCCACAUGCCCGUGCUGCACCACGAGGUCCAGGACGGGCUUGCCGAUACAGUGCAGGUGGUGGUGACUCCCGUGUCCGAGGAGGAGGCCAGAGAGCCGCUCAAGAAUCCCAUGCAUAGAGCGGAGCAUGUAGUUCCUCUGGGCGACGAGAAGGAUGCCGGACUAGCAGCAGAUCCACAGCACGCGACGUUCAGCAGGACUCUGUCCAACCCCAUCACAUUCAAGUGCAUGGUGUGCCAGCGCCUGAAGAAAGAGCAGGCGGCCGCAGGACCUCAGGAGGACAUAGCGGAUGCUCCUUUGACGUGGUUAGUGAAGCAAGGGUGGAAGCGGUUCAAGCGAGAGCAGGCCCUCAGGGCUUUCAAGGUCUCGUUGGCUAUGUCGCUUGCCGCCCUGGCAGGCUGCAUGUACAACGAGGCCUACGCAUUCUGGGCCAUGGUGUCGGUGGCCUUCAUCAUGCAGAACCAACAGGGCGGAUCGUUCCGCAUGGCUAAUCUCAGGCUUCAGGGGACCGUGCUCGGGUCCAUUUACGCGUAUUUGAUGUUGAAUCUGAUGAGCAAGCAUCCCCAGCUGCUGCUCCUGGCCCUGGUUCCGUGGGUUGUGCUGCUCAGCUAUCUUCGGUUCAGCAAACUGUUCGGAGCAUCCGGGGUCAUCGCCGGUCUGACGGCAGCCAUCGUCAUGCUGGGAGCCGAGGGAGGAAUGUCCAUCCAACAACUGGCGGUUGUCAGGAUCACCCAGAAUUUUAUCGGAGUGCUGGCUCUGAUCCUCGUCGAGACGAUUAUCUGGCCGGAGAGAGCAGUCAUUUUGUCGAGGAGAGAGUUGGUCUUGAGUUUGAUCGACCUCAGGGACUGCGUCAAGGCCGUGGUCGCGGUGUAUACCGGGCAUCAUUGCCCCGAGCAUAGGAAACUCGUGGUCCUGGACAUCAAGAAGCUGGAGGGCCAGAUUCGUGCCAGGAUUGCUGAUCAGACGAUACUUCAGAGCGAGGUGGUGAUGGAGCCCGAAUUGUGGAGCCAUCCGUUCCCGGCAGAAAUAUAUUCCAAGCUGUUGCACAUCCAAAGCCGCAUGCACGAUUUGCUCCACUUCAUGGUGUGCUCGCUGCACGCUGCCACCGAGGAGUGCUUGAGCGAGCAGAUUCGCAAGCUGGUGGGCCCUCUCCAGACUUCGCUCGUCGCAUUGGAGGACGAGGUGCUGUCGUCUCUGCAUCUCCUGCAGGAGCUCCUGCAAAUCGGCCCCAACACGCUCGAUGUCCUGUCCAAGGCCUCGGGCUGUGACGACGAAGAAAGGCAGUUGUGUCGAAUCCCAUCCCGUAGCGAUAAGUCUUUCAAGGAUCUGCGCAAGAUGCUGGGGCGAGUGCAUCCUCUGCUGGUGCUGGAAUGCGAGGAGAGAAACAUCGAUGGAACUCCGAUGUCCCUGAAGAGAACGAUGGAUGCCUUCGAGGCCAGCUACGAGCAGGUGGUAUCGGGUUUCAUCGCCAACAAGAAGGCCAAUCCGGAAGCUUCCAUCUUGAGCAACGCUGCCAUGCUUUCUUUCAGUGCCCUCACCUUCAGCUUACAGUCUCUUCUGGGCGAGACGGUGGAGCUGGAAAAGGCAGUGCACGAGCUUCUACACUUCGAGAAUCCUUGGAGCGUUCUGGACUUCUGGGAAUCCUUUCCAGGUGCGGACGAAGAGUGCCCCAUUUGUGUCAACGCUAAUGCGCAUGCACCCCACGAUCAUGCUCCACAUGAGUGAAUUGUAAAUGCACGACUUCCCCAUACCUCCCCCCUGAGUGUACUUUGCGCGAAUCGGUGAACACUUUGAUUGCCACAUUCAUUUGAGGGCAAAUUGCUCCGGAGAAAGCAACGGGCCUGAUGUGCCAGCACUCCGAAGUGGAAUUGCGGGCGCAAGCAGUGCUAGAUCUUCUCUACUAUACUGUACAAUAGAGAUUGGAAAAAAUGCUACAGAUCGAUUACGUUGCAAUUUUGUAUCAUACAGUUGGCUCGCAAGGGUAGUGCACGUUGUUCAAUUUUGAGCUUGUAACAACACAUUAUGGAUAUAUAUGUACGAGAGGACACAACCUCGAAGUCAUAAAAAUUCAUAUAUACAUAUAAAUAAAUAAAUAUUCGG
This is a messenger RNA of Marchantia polymorpha subsp. ruderalis, 3821 nucleotides long. Lineage: Eukaryota; Viridiplantae; Streptophyta; Marchantiopsida; Marchantiales; Marchantiaceae. The record is from the annotation of a GenBank genome assembly.